UAAUCCCACACUCACGCUUGCUGCCGUCGUCUUCAAAUCGGGCGCCACCUUCCACCGCCGGCGGUCAUAUUUUCCGACGUAGCUUCAGCCGUGCUAUCUUUAACCUUGACAGCAAACACCGUGUUCAUUUCAAUUUCACAGGCAAAAAUGCGAAUCAUUGCCCAAAUGUUGUUCCUGAUGACUAAAGCCGAAUAAUUGAGAUGUUGGGAUUUCUCUGAAUUGGAAGUAUUGUUUGGGAAUUUUUGAGAAACAAGUAAGGUAAAGGAUAUGGAAGAGCAGUUUAUACUGCGAGUGCCACCAGCUGUAGCCGAAAGAAUUGAGCGGCUCUUAAAUGAUUCAUCUGCUUCUUCUGAGGAUAAGAACUUGGAUAUGGUGUUUUCUGAGGAUGGAAGGACCGGUACCUUUGUUAUAGGCAAUGACCACUUCUCUUCAUCCCUCUUGGAUCUUCCCUCUGUUGUAGAGUCUUACAAGACUUACGAUGACAACGUUUUGAUUAAAACUGCAGACAUCGGUCAAAUGAUAAUGGUGAGAGAGGAGAGUGAUGGUGUCCCGGAGGCAGUUGAGUAUAGACAUGGACUCACUCCACCCAUGAGGGAUGCUCGCAGACGGAGAUUUCGUCGCGAGCCAGAUUUAAACCCUGAGGUUGUCCGUCGUGUAGAGAGAGAUUUGCAGAACAUCAUGGCUGGUGGAACAGCUGAGAAUAUUGGUGUUGAAAUGGUUGAGCCCGGGGAAUAUGGUGAUGAAGCUGCUCGCAAUGCGAGUAAGAAAGUGGCAUCUGCACCUUUAGCAAAGCCUGAUGCGCCUGAAGCAGGAACGGCUGGUGGGGAGCCUGAUGGGAGUGAUACUGAUGAGACUGAUGAUUCGAUGUGAGCCAAAGCCUGAAAGUCUGGAUACAUGAAUGGAGAAUAUGCCAUUGACCUAUAUUGAAUUGGUGAAGGGAUAAAUUGUGUCAGCUAUGUCUCCUAUGCAGAAUCUUGGUCUCCAACUUCUGUGCCGACUCCUCCAACACAAGGUUCUAAUCAGUGCUUCAUUGUGUAUGUCUAAGUUACUUUGUGGAGAUUUAUUUCGCUGUUUCUGACAGUUUCAGGUAGUCUGUCACCUGACAAUCUUGUUUUUUUUGAUGAGAAAUUGAGAAUGUUUAUUUUACUCUUAUGUAACUGAAGUGGUCGUGCAAUUUGUUUUUUA
This is a messenger RNA of Salvia hispanica, 1185 nucleotides long. Its product is annotated as transcription initiation factor TFIID subunit 7-like. Gene Ontology annotation, cellular component: transcription factor TFIID complex. The record is from RefSeq and is a predicted model, not a curated record. Gene Ontology annotation, biological process: transcription initiation at RNA polymerase II promoter; RNA polymerase II preinitiation complex assembly. Gene Ontology annotation, molecular function: RNA polymerase II general transcription initiation factor activity. NCBI's taxonomy places the organism in Eukaryota, Viridiplantae, Streptophyta, Magnoliopsida, Lamiales, Lamiaceae.